UCCACUCAUGGUAGAAGGCAAGAGGGAGCCAGUGUGUGCAGAGAUGAAAUGGGGAUGGAGGAAGGAAAAGAGGGACAGUAGGUGCCAGAUUCUUUUUAUCUAUCAGCUCUCAUGGGAACUAAUGGAGAACUCAUUCAUCUUCAAGGGAGGAUAUUAUUCACAAGGGAUCCACCCCCAUGACCUAAACACAUCUCACUAGGCCCAACCUCCAACAUUGGGGAUUAAAUUUCAACAUGAGGUUUGGAAAGACAAACAUUGAAACUACAGAAGAGGCAAUAUGUGCAAAGUGUCCUGAGGUUGGUAAAACAACAAACUGAUAUAGAAGAGGAGAAAUGGAACAAUUGCUGCUGUUUGGUGUUAUCAGAAAAGAUCUUGGGGCAAAGUUACUUUUGAAAAAUGCUUUUGAAAUUUACCCCUUUUGUCUGUAUUUUCUUUUAUCCACAUACAUCAUGAGUUCAUGUUUAUUUCCCAUUCUGUACUCUUGGAGACACUUAACAUGAGUUUGGGAGUCAGACUUGGUUUUGAAUUUCAACUCUGCUACUUAGUAAAUGCACACCUUGGAUAAGCUGAAAUUCUCUGGGCCUCAGUUUCCUCAUCUGUAAAAUGAAGACCAUAAUCCUUCUUUGAAGCUUGUUUUCAGAUACAUAAAUAACACACAGAGUCUGACAAAUGACAAUAAUCCUGCAGGACUUUUUCCUUAGUUCAACUAAAGAUGGAGUUCUUUGUCCAACAGCCACGAAAAUUCGGGCUCGCAGACAAUUUGAAUGGUUAGCAAGACAGGGUUUUACUGAGUGAAAAGGAAGAAAAGGGGGAAAAAGGGACUCUCCCAAGGCCUGAGUCCCUACUAGAGCACUUCCUGCCCGGCGUUUGAAUCCCAGGUUUCACACAGGAAGAGGAAGGGCCAGGCUCCUCCCUGCCGCAAAUGGUGCAGACUUCCUGGGGCUCCACCCCAGUGCACGUUCCCUGCAGUGCACAGGCUGGUUCGCGAGCAGUGCACAGGCUGGUUCGCGAUUCUCUGGAGACCCCCUUCCCACCUGGCUAUCUCAAUAAGAGAACAUACCGAUCAGAAAAUGAAAUGGAUCAGAUAGUGAAGGACAUUUUUUAAACUGUGCCAAAAUAUACACAUCUUAUUUUGUAGGUGAAUGGGGAACCAUUAAACUUUUUUGUGUGUGUGUACAGACAAGUGGCAUAUUUGUUUGUUUUACAAAGGUAACAUUAGCAGCAAGUGGAGGGUAAGUGUUUAGCAUUGACUAAAUGAGGGCAGUUAGUGUAAUAUUGCGCUUUCAUGAGAUAUGAUAAAUUCAGUUAAGCCCAGUACUGACAGAAGAGGUGGAUUUGAUAACUGGCAAUUAAAAUAUGUUUUUCUAAAUUUUGUAGGUUGACAUUUAGUCAAUUCCGAAAAUACAGACUAGAGAAAUAAAAAUAAACGCCGUUUUUUCUUAAUCAUUUUUAUUGAUGUUUUGACUUAAUUUCGUAGUUGUUUGUCUAGGUCAUCUUUGGAUUUAUUGUUUGAGGAAUGUAUGAUUUGAAAACCAACUGCUAGAGCUACCAGGAAUAGGAAAGUAGGCGGGUGGCGGGGAGUGGGCAGGGCAGAGAAAUCAACUAAUAAACAGGAGUCAGAAAGUCUGGGAAAAGUAACUUAAGUAAACUUUUAUUUUGUGACCUAACAGACAUUACUUUAAAAAGCAUUUCUCAGCUGUUGACUUUGAAAACUACUCACAUUGCCCAGCUUGGAGCUUUUAGAUAACCAAGAUGGAUAAGAAAAUUAUGGUUUCCUUAGUUGCAUGGCCAGGCUGACCUCCCCGUACAGCAAAGAGCAGACGAAAAGGGUGUUGAAGCAUAGACCAGCACGAAUCCAUCAUCACUGACAGAAACUUCAGAGUGCAUGCUUGCUCAGUUUUGCCUAGGUCAAGUAUGAGAAGUGCUCUCUUUGACUGGAGAGCCGAAAACUUUAUCAUUAAGUCAUAUCCAGCUGGAGGAAGUUCUCUUACAUCAACUCACAGGCAUUCAUUCUAAGGACGUUUCUGUCUAUCAAAGACUGGUUCUUCAGAGGAAUCAUCCCUGACUGUGUCAUCACUCUGAGCUCUGACUGCACUCCCCCUCCCCUACCAGUGGGAACACUACCCAAGAGAGAGCUCUGGAGUGCUCCUGACGAGAAAUUCCAUGGGGACUGUACCUGACCCUCUCAGAUCAGCUAAAACUUCCCUGAUUGCAGCUUCCGGAAAAGAAGAGGAUCUAGGAGGGCCACAGGCUGCCUCACCUCGGCAUCGACCAGCUCUCCUGUGUAAGAAUGCCAAUGGCUUUUCAGGUGCCCCUGCAGAGCCAGACCUCAGCCCCAGGGCAGCUGCCGAAGCCCUGAUGCAGGCUUGUGAGCAUGAGACCACCCAGCCAGGUAUGUCUUCUCCUGGUGUCUUCAAUGAAGUGGAGAAAGCACCUGCCACAUUCAACUCUCCCGGCAAUUCCCAGCUGCCAGGGAGCAGCCAGCCUGCAGCGCCAGCCCCGAGUUCUGCAGCAGGAAGGGAUCUUAUACACACACCAUUGACAAUGCCUGCCAAUCAGUACACCCGCCAGUCCAUCCCAGGUGAUCAGCCCAAUGCCAUCACCUCAUCCGCACCUGAAGAUUCCCUGAGGAGAUCACAGAGAACCUCAAAUAGAGAGCAACCUGAGAAACCAAGUUGUCCUGUGGGAGACAUCCUCGGUAGCAGCAAAGAUCAGGUGUCCUGUGAGUUUCCUUCCCCAGAAACAAUCCAGGGAACAGUGCAGACUCCAGUGACAGCAGCCAGGGUGGUCAGUCACUCAUCCUCUCCUGUAGGUGGACCUAAAGGGGAAAGGCAGGGAGCCAUCUGUGACUCUGAAAUGAGGUCCUGCAAACCUCUAACUAGAGAACCUGGAUGUUCAGAGAACAAGGAGCCCUCUGUCACUGCCUCGGGCCCCCAGGGCACAACUUCUGUGACACCUCAACCAGCCCCUCUCACUAGCGAACCUUCGGCAUGUCCCCCAGGUCCAGAGAAGGUGCUGCUACCAGUACAGCAUCCGAUGUCAAGGUUCAAAGAAGCCAGUACGAUGACCAGCCAAGCUGAAGGUGAAAUCAAGGAAGUUCCCAGCAGGGCUUGGCAAGAUGCGGAGGUGCAGGCAGUGGCGAGUGUGGAGAGCAGAUCCGUCUCCACCAGUCCCAGUAUCCUCACUGCAUUUCUGAAGGAAAGCCCUGCUCCUGAGCAUUUCGAACAAGAGCAGCUGCGUGUCAUUUGCCACAGCAGUGGGAGCCACACACUGGAGCUCUCUGACGGCACGCUAGCCCCCCAGGAGUCCAGCCAGUGCCCUGGCAUCAUGCCACAGGUGCACAUUCAGGCAGCUGCAGCUGUGCCCACCGCUUUCCAAAGGGAAAAUAAACUAGUGAGCCUACCAGGUGGGGUCCUUAAAACCUCGUCAAUCAAUUUGGCCUCCAGUAAUGCCCAGCAUCUGUGUAAAGAAGAUGGGAAGUUAGCAGGAAUGACUCCAGCAGGGGAAGAAUCAACUGCUAAAAAGCUCGCAGGUACUAAUUCUAGCUCCCUGAAAGCUACCGCCAUUGACCAGAUUUCUAUCAGUGCAUGCAGUCAAGCUGAAACAAGUUAUGGAUUGGGGAAAUCUGAAACCAGGCCAUCUGAGUUUGCAGAGAAAACCACAAACGGCCACAAAACAGACCCAGGUUGCAAACUAUCUGACUCUUGUGGCUCUAUCAGCAAAGCUGACCAUUCUGGGAGCUUGGAUCCCACUAAUAAAGAAGAUGCAAGGGAAAAGAAGCCUGCAUCUCCUCAGGUAGUAAAAGAAAAAGAGUCUGCUGGCACUGAUACCUCCGAUACCAAAACCCUACUGCUCAAUCCUAAAUCUCAAGAAAGUGGAGGCACAGAAUCAGCUGCUAAUCCUACACCCUCCCCAAUUAGGAAGAACCAGGAGAGCACCUUAGAAGAAAGCAGACAGACCAAGACAGCCACCAGCCUGAGCCUGCCAUCUGAUCCCAUGGGUGACUCCAGCCCAGGUUCCGGCAAGAAGACCCCAUCUCGCUCGGUCAAAGCCAGCCCACGCAGGCCCAGCCGCGUCAGCGAGUUCCUCAAGGAGCAAAAGUUAAAUGUGACAGCAGCUGCUGCUCAGGUAGGACUCGCUCCGGGAGAUAAGAAAAAGCAGCUUGGUGCAGACUCCAAGCUCCAGCUGAAACAGUCCAAGCGUGUCAGGGACGUCGUGUGGGAUGAGCAGGGAAUGACCUGGGAAGUGUAUGGUGCGUCCUUGGACGCAGAGUCCCUGGGAAUUGCGAUCCAGAACCAUUUACAAAGACAAAUCAGGGAACAUGAGAAAUUAGUCAAAACUCAAAAUAGCCAGACCCGGAGAUCCAUUUCCUCAGAUUCUUCUUCAAAUAAGAAGCUCAAAGGAAGGCAGCACAGUGUUUUCCAGUCCAUGCUGCAGAACUUCCGACGCCCCAACUGCUGCGUCCGCCCUGCCCCUUCUUCUGUGUUAGAUUGAAAGGGAGUAUUUACGGGAGUUUGUGUAUAAAUUUAUGGUAUUCACAUGUGUCCCUCUAUGUCAAAGCUUGCUUAGUUUUUUGCUGCAAGACUAGGAAGAAAAAGCAAGUAUUCGCUAUAGGAAAUAGCUAUUAAAAAUUGUUAGAUCCUUUGACCUGGAGCUCUAUAAACAAAAAUGUCAUUUCAGUUUGAAAGAAGGAACAAGAGAAGAGAAACAAGCUUCGCUGAAGGUUUGCAACCUUAAUAAAUUGAAAAUAAUACUCACUGGAUUUUUAAAAAUAUGAUGUUGUUCGUAGAAAUAGCAUUAUUAUUAUAUCAUUAUACAUGUAUUAUUUUGUAUUACUGCCUCAAUUUAGCACACAAUAGUAUUCCCAUUAAAAUCUCUGCUUCAUAUUGAAAGUAGCAAAAACACUAUUGGCAAAAACAUUGUUAUAAUUUCUAGUCCUAUUGCAGUAAGAGUGCUGUAAUCACACAAAUUUUAAAUAGGUGAUAAGAACCAGAAUGGAAAAAAAAUGAGAACAAAUUUGACUCAUUCCUAGGCCAGACAACAUUAAAUAAAAGCAGUUAAAUGUGUAAAAUAUGAAAUCUGAAUUGAUGUUUGUAAACAUCUGCAGACAACUCUUUUUAUAAACCUUCUUAUAGCUGUUAAUAAAUAUAAGAAAGUUAUAUUAGGAACAUUAGCUAAGCUUUUGACUAUGAAAACCGCCUACAUUAAACAUGGAUUUAUAUAGACACAUUUUCUUGCACUGAAGGGGCAAGGCGCCUCUCUGUGAUUCUGACCAGACAUAUUCAUAUUUUCUUACCCUAGAGGAAGUACAUGGGACUGAAUUCUUAAAAAGCGUCAUCAAAUUAGGGAUAAUACUAAAUUGAUAUUGUGCAGGUGUUCUCCAUUCUACUGAGAAUGCUAAGGUUCUGGUAAGGAACUAUAAAUAGCAGAUUACCAAACACUGCUUUUUCUGUGAUGAUAAAAGCCUCAUAAGUAACAAAAACAAUGUUUAAUUUAGACUCCUGUAAACAGGAUGCAAUUUGUGAUUUUUUUUUAAUUGGGUUCAGUAACUUCCAGUAACAAAUGUGAUCAACACCAAAUUAGAAUGUGAGCUUCUUUACAAUUUUUGUACAUAGACUACUAUCAUCUAAUUGCUUAAGUGUAUACUCUGGAGUAAAAGGGUAACUUCUGCAAACUUACUGAUUUUAAGAGAAAUACCCAUAAUAUCCUUCAAACCCAAUGAAAGAAGAGGCCUUUACGAAAACAUGGCUUGUGAUUUGGGUGGAUUAUACUUCCUGGGACCUUGGCCCUACCGUGUCUCCAAAAGAGAUGCGUGUCCCAAGACACAUGCGUGUCCUCCAAGGCACUGGCCUGGAUGAGCAGCAUUGGUUUGAGAACUGGAGUAGUGUGGAAAGGAAAAAUGAACAACGGCCCUGGGAAGGCUUCCCUUCUGCAGACAUUGUUGGGGGAGUGCUGGUCUCCAUUUUGCAUUUAGAAAACCAGACUUAGAUGCUGGAGGGGCACCAGUUGCCCUCUUUGAACUCAUUCCCUGGAAUGAGCUAGAAAAGAGCAUCUAACCAUAGGUAUUCUCUCUAGAGACUCAUGUGUCCCGUGGGUACAGUCAAUUCACAGUAUCUGUUCUGGCUUUUUUCACUUUAAUUCUGUUUUGCACAUUCUGAACAUAUGCAGGAAAAAAAUCAUUCCUGAACUUUAACAGCACAACCUACACUCGGCACAACCUAAAAAGCCUUUGAUUUAUUCUGAAGCAGUUUAACUGUAGACAAAGCUUGCAUACGUGGACCAGUAUUCCUCAGAGCCUGAGAGUUGUUACAGUUGUUGUAUUUGGAAAUUAGAAGGAAUUUUUUAAUAAGGCACAUUUUUCAGUUUCUUACCCAUUGGUGUCUAUUAACAAUACUAUGUAAUGCGAAAUUUCCAUCAAAUUACCAAGCAAAUUACUAUUAAUGAUUAGAGAUUCAGCCUAAAACUCUCUCUUUGGGCCUUAAAUACCCAUUUGUAGUUGUGUUCGUGUCACUUCUGUCUCAGAUGCCUCUGCCAGGACAUAAUCUCUCUGCUAGUUCUCGCUAGCUGGCUUCUCCCUCCCACAUGGGCAUACAUGCUGUGUAUACACAGAGUACAGCCUGUGUACACAGUAGCAGCUGUCAACAGUGCCUACUCCAGAUGGGUGGCCCCAGGUAAUCCUCUGCUGUGAAGUGGCUAGAACAGGCUGUCCCUGCAUUAAAAUAGGCGAGAAUAAGGAAUUUCGCAUCUGGUAAUAAUAUUUAUUUUCAUGACUUUAGAGUAACCACAUGAUUUGUAAACAGUUAAAUGAAGCAGAGGCCUGAGAGAGUUGUAGGCAUUUGUCUCACAUUAAAUACAUUAAAAUUGCUAGCUUUGCUAUUGUGGUUAUGCCUCUCAAAACUUUAAGAAAAUUUGUUUAAUGUGCUAAGUUUAACUGGUUUUCUUCGGUGCUGGAACCAAAUUAUUCACUUGCACAACACUCAAGAGAUUGUCACAAAAUAUUACAAAAAUAUUGUUUGUUUUGUUGCUCAUUAAGUCCUAUGGAACUAACAGCUUUUAAGGACAAUAACAGAAAUAUAUCUUCAGAUGGAUAAAUAAGAUAGGGACCUACUCAAGAUAGCAGCAUUUUUAUAUUGUGAUACCUCCCCUAAGUUACUCUCACAAUAAAACCAUUUAGUAUACCUUAUUUGUAAAACCUAAGGUUCAUUCAACAGAUGAAGUUGCAAAACAGUUUUCGUGGCAGACUCUUUGAACUUGCUCAGUUUUUUCCUUACUUUACCUGCAUGACACACAUUGGGUUGAAAGUUGUCUGGUUUUACCCUUCAUUUCUCUUAGAUAUGAUUUGGUUCUUUUUCAUGCAUUCUGUUGUGAAAUAUAUGGAGGAAAUAUUUUAUUGAAUCAAGAAAUAGAAAAUAUUCCUUAAACCAGUAGUAAAAAGAUGAGUUAGAACUCCAUGUCUGGAAGACAAUUCAACAUUUAAAAUAUUAAGAUGCUCUGCCACUUAACAAAUGAAUACUAAAAUUUUUAAUUUAAAGAUUGAUUGUUCUAUUUUUAUGACCAUGAGAAAAAUGUGGCAGCUUUAGCUGUCAUUUGUUUAUCUUGAAUGCUUUUCUAAUUAUGUAUUUCUGGAUGAUUGAUUUCGAAUGCCACAGACCAACUACUUUACAUAGAGUAAAAUAUUGAUUAACCUUUGUGCUUUGGGUCACUGGCAAAAGUUGAAUGGAUUGAUAAGUCAAGGUUAACCAGAAACCUUUUUGUUCACGUCUGAAAUGAAAUAUUUAUAAAAUGUGUUAGUAUGUUUCCUGCCUUGAUAAGUUCAUCUAUAUUGAAUGUAAUUUGAUCUUUGAUGAUUUUUUUAAUCUUGAGAAUUCUCUGAUACUGUUUUGAUUACCAGUGUUCACCGUGUUAUACAGUUAAACAUAAAAAUUGAAAUAAAUUGAACUAAAUAUGCAUGUGUAACAUAUACCUUAGAGGCUGGAUUUCAGAACCAAAUUCAUAAUAGGAGCUUACUGUCUUCAAGUAGAAAGCAGAAGAGGAAAAUAGCGUUUGUUUGUAUUAUAGCGUAUUGAGGUUUCACUGUUCCUAGCUUAUACUAAUGUUUUUCCUCUCAUUUCUGGGAAUGCCUGUCAUUCUGGGAAUCCCUAUAUAUAGCAUACCAAGAACAGAGUAAGAUGUUACUUUAAAAUGUGUUUACAGAGGAUAUGUGCAAGUGUGCUGUUAAUAUAAAUUGUUUGGCCUUUUCUGCAUCCACUUUGUUACUGUUUUGCUGCCAAAAUGUGAGAAAUGUGUGUCUUCUCUUCCUCCUACAUAUUGUGCCAAGUGUUUAAAAUUUUGUCUACUCCUAGUAACACAUAAUUCACCACAUCCCUUGUCUACUUUUAUGAAUCAGUAUAAAGAAAAACAAUGCAUUAGGAUAAGGUUUGCAUAUAUGUAUAUGUGUUUUUAUUGAAAACUGGGCACUUGUAGCCUUGUGUAGCCCUCUCCCUGCCUGAUUUACUAAUUAUCUGUAAUGCUGCCAUGGAGAUGAUGCUGUUUACUCUCUCCUGCUUUGUUCUAAGUGGUAUUUGAGAAAUGAGGCCUGUGAAUUUCCCUUUGUGAUAGAACAGUGAACUCAGCAGUAUCUUGGAUAAGUGAGCCGACUACCUUAUUCCCACACUGCUUUUGUCUACAUGGUGAAAUCAGAAGUCAAACAUCCUCUUCAGUGUUUGUUAUUUUACAUAUGUAUCUGAGCAUUUUGUUUUCUGUUAGCAAUGCUUCUUAAUGUUGUGCGUGGCCCUUUUUGGUUGAUUCUCUCCAAAUUCGGGUCAGCUGCUGCCACCUGGCAAAUAACAGGGGAUAUGCUGAAUCUCCUGUCCAUCCUUGUAACAAUAUCCUUCUUAAUGAAAUUCUUCAACUGGCUGAGCAAUUGCAAAUGUCAUCUGUCCAGAUACAUGGGCUUAAGGAUGUCUACAAAACUUGAGACAUUUUUGCAAAUGGGAAAAAAUAGUCUUGUAAAUACUGAAACAGAUUUCCAUGAACUUUAUCCUACUCUUGGAAAGAAAACAAUUCUCCUUGGCUGCAGAAAUCAAAUAAGCUGGGUUUGCAAUGUCCAAGGACAUAAAUGAAGAUGGAUUGAAGUGGAAAAAUUCUGUCUCCCAAGUGAUCAGUGACAUCUGUCAGAGGUCAUUACAGCUACUUUUAACUGUGAACAGUCACCAGCUAAACUACUCACUUGCCACAACCAAAUAACCUCUCUCAAAGUAAAUCCAGUACAUCUGUAUAUAUGUGUAGAAAGCAGCAACAAACAAUCCUGAAACAUUACGUUUGGCUGUUAGGCAAGUAAAAGUGAUGAUAAUUAUAAACAACAUUCAAAUAACCAUGGACCUUGGUGAAAUGACUUGUAGUGGCCAGAAUGGUGCAACAAGAUGUUAUUUACAAGUUUUUUUUUAAGACACAAAUAUCUCAGAUACUAAUAAUGAGAAUAAAGACUGUUGAAUAUGAAAUUAAAGUCAAGCAAUAAUGUGCCAAAAAGAGGCAGUUAUACCAGCAAAUGCAUCUAUUAUGGGCACACCAUUAUAUAAUGAUGGUUUGCUUUAUGAAGACUGACUGUAACCCACAGGAUAAAAUAAGCAAAGGCAUAGUUUCUGCUUUCUUCCUGGAAAAACUUGUUUAGAAGCUUCAUAAAGAGGUACAGCACUAAUGAUCAUUAGUAAGGAUACAGUUGGCAUCUAUGUUUUUAUGUGAGCCCAGAGUGAAGAGGAGCCACUCAAAGUCUUGCUGGCUUAAAACUCAAGACAGCUGCAACCAGAAGUUUUGUUGAAAUGGAGACUUUAAACUUACGGUAAUUACUCUUUCUGGACACUAGCAUGUAGAAAGCAAUUCAAUUAACUCUGCCCAGAGGAUUACCAGCUUUAGCUGUGAAAAAAUGGGCUCCUGGAUGUAAAAUCACUAAAACAUGAGUACUUGUAUCCAAAGAGGCUUCAAAUGAUGCCUUACAGAAAAUGAUGCUCCAGAUGGGCACUUCUAAAUGCUAACUCUUCAUCAAGUAUCUUUCUGGAUUCAAGCUCAAAAUUAAUUGGCUGCAAAAUAGUAGGAAUAAAAAAUUUUACACUUUAGAAAAAGAUACUGAUGAUCAACCUGCAUGGUAAUAAUUAUAAUGAGAUACCCCAGUGAUUUAAUGAUGUUAGAAAGAAUUAAAUGGGAGAGAAAUGCUAACAACUUUAUCUCUUAACUAUGGAGAUGUCAUUCAUUUAUUUCUGGGGCGAAAAUUAUAGCUUGCUUUUUGACAUCGCUGCUAGUAUAGUUCUUUGUUGCUUUAAAAAUUGUCUGUCUUUAGAAAAACUCUUGAACAGUUAAACAAUUCUUUUCUGAUUCAUAUCAUUACUUUUAAUAACAUGUAAAGGCUGUGUGUAGAGCAAACUAUAUAAAAUGAGUAGAAAGGGCUUACUCAUGUUAAUGGCAUCGUUAAUGAUUUUAGUUUAGAUUCCUUAACAUUUGUUUCAGAUCACAUCUUUAAGUAACUUAUUUUUCCUAAUGUUUUCCAUCGUGUCUUAAAAUGAUGCUGGUAUAUCCAGAGAUUGCAGUAUUAUAGUCAUAUUCCCCAAUCCCUAGAGGAGAGGAGAGACUAAUUCUUGUUUUAAGGGCCCCUGGAGAUUCCUUUUAUUAAGGUUGAAAGAGGUCAACACAGCCUGAAAACAAGAAAAAUAUAUACUAGCAAUUACUAAAUUUCUAAAUGUGUGUAUCUCUGCUUUACUAAUGUGUGAACAAUAUGUCGUGCAUAAUACUGUAGCUGGUCAUGGUAUGUCAAUACAUUCUGUGAGUUUUACAGUCUGAUCAGUUUUCUAUUUUUAUGUGUAGAAAAAAGUAACUUGUCAUAUCCCAUUUAAAGGCCAAUUUCUGUAUUCAGGCAGGCACAUGUAAAUACGUGAAUAAAGCCAACAAAAGUGUGCACAUGUAUUCAGUAACAGAAUUUGUCCUUUUAUUUUUGAAGGUCAGAAAGGGCUGUUUGAUCUGUUUUUUUUUUUUUAAAUUGUCUCCUUGAGUAGGUAACAUAAUUAUCACAAAGGCUGAAUAUAGUAAUCAGUACAUUGGCAUAUUAUUAAAUAUGCCAGGGCUAAUUAACCAUGCCAUUAGUCACAGGUAAGGUCAGUUCUUUGACCACUGGGAUAAUUUACAUUCCUCACACAUCCUUUCUGUGUUAAGUGUGUGACUAGGAUGUACAUACUAUGGGUGUGAUUGUGUACAUACCUUGUAUGAAUUAUCUAAAUCCUCAAAGCAGUUGCAGGAAAGACGGAAGAUGAAACAGUUGUUCAAAAGCCUCAAAAGGGCUAAUCAAUAUAUAUUUUCAUUUUCUACACAUAAAAAUGUAAAUAGCUUAUCCACAUAUAUAUGCACACAUUAUACAUUUUAUUUAUACUAGUAUAUUCAAAUAAAUCACAAAUUAAAACCACUAAUUGAAAGCUACAUAUUUCCAUGACUGCUCUGUUUUGCAAAUAUUAUUAUUGGAUCAGAUGCCCCCCAUUUAAUGGUGUUACUCCCUGGUAGCAGAUUUUGUGCUUAGAAAAGUCCAGCCUCUGAAGCACAGACUGGUAACUGAGUAGCUACAGAGAAUUAAUGCUGUUCUUUAAGUACCUAAUUUUAUAUCUGGAAAUGGUAAACAGUGAUGAAAACCAAUUAUGUUUUGGAGACUCCUUUUGGACAUGUAUCAAUGUGUUGAUUUGCACAAACCAAUAAAAACCCUACAUUUUUUGGAAAUGGAUCCCUAGAUUUCAAGCACGUAUAAUCACUCGAAGUGAAUAUGAUCACAGGCAUUCUUCUCUUGAGCUCAGCAAAACUAUGCACUAUGAUUACCAACACCGAAGAGAAGUCAAAGAUUUAAAUGGAGAAAAAUUGCAGAUGAUGUUGGUGAGAUAAUAGGAUAUGAGCAAUGAACCCAUGGGUGGGGUUCCAGGGCACUUAAAUUGCCUCAUGUCUUGAGUUCCUUAAGAUGGACUCAAAUAAAAAAUUAGUAUUAUCAGUAACAGGUGAUACUGUGUGGACUAGGUAACAAUGUUAGAAUCAUUAGCUGGCAAGUGUCAACUCUGGACAAGAUUUGUUAGCUUAUCACAAUUCCAACCAGUUAAUUGAUAUUGUUCGAAUUUAUCUCAUUUCUUCUGAAAGGAAGUGCUUGAUUAGGGAUCAAAAAUUCUGACCUGGUUCUUAAAACCUAACAUAAUUUGACCUUGAAUCCUUGACACUAAAAAUUACGUUGGCUGGGUAUCAGAUUGAAAAUACACAUGGAGGCUGGGCGCAGUGGCUCACGCCUGCAAUCCCAGCACUUUGGGAGGCCAAGGUGGGCGGAUCACCUGAGGUCAGGAGUUCAAGACCAGCCUGGUCAACAUGGCAAAACCCCGUCCCUACUAAAAAUACAAAAGUUAGCUGGGCAUGGUGGUGUGUGCCUGUGAUCCCAGCUACUUGGGAGACUGAGGCGGGAAAAUCACUUGAACCUGGGAGGCAGAGGUUACAGUGAGCCAAGAUCAUGCCAUUGCACUCCAGCCUGGACGACAGGGCAAGACUCCAUCUCAAAAAAAAAAAAAAGAAAAGAAAAAGAAAGAAAAUAUGAAUGGAAAUACCAGAAUCACCCCUGACAGAGAAUUUCAUUUGGCAAAGUACAAACAACCACUUCUCAGUAGAAAGUUAAGAAUCACAUUUAAAAACAUAUUCAUGUUUUAGAGAAUGAAUGUGCCAUCUUUGUAUAUUAAAUAAAAAUAAAAGAUUAACCAGAUACAAGAACACUACAGUUACAACUAGAGUGGCAGUGUUUUUUAACUAAUAAAAGUAUAGAUGUUUAUAAGUGCAGCAUACCUGAAAUCUUGAUGUUUGUCAAUACGUAUGGUUGCUUAAAAGAUAAAUUUAUGUGAUUGUUUUUGGAAGAUGUGUAUUAAUUUAAAUAAUACCCAGAAAAAAUAUAACUUUAAAAAUUACAGUUUUCAAUAUGAGAAUCAUUUAUGUGUAUAAAUAUUCAACUAAGAAAGAUCAAAAGUAUGGUAUAAUAUUAAAUCACUGAAGAAAAAAUAUUCAAAAUGGAAAGUCCAUUUAUGAAUGUAUUAAUAUUAAAAUCUAAAGUUAUGUUUUUUUAUAAUGUCUAUAUACAAAGGUCAUAAAAUCAUUUCAGAAAGUUCUCAUCCUCCAGAUAUUGACUAAUAAAACUUAUUUCCUAGAAAAAAGAAGGAAUAUUAUAAUUUAUACAAAGAUGAAAUAAGAUUUUGGAAUGGCAUAUACUUACACCUUCAUUUUGGAUUUGAUUUUUGAAUGGAUGCUUAAAAUUCUGAAAUUCAACUAAUGACUUAGUUUUACCCUCAAAAAAUUUAGAAUAUGAUUUUUUUGCAUCUCACUUUUCAUAAUAAAUGUAAUGUAGAUACAAUUUAUUCUGGGUUUUGUUGAUGUUGUUGUUGUUUCCAUUGCUAUUGAAAUCGUUCUUUUAACCAUGGAUGCGCAGAAUCAGUUGAUUUUCCACGUGACACACUUCUGCUAGGAAUCUGCAGUGGAAUUGGAAGUAUUUGCAAUGAAAGAACAUUUUUCUUUAAUUAAAAUAGAAUUCCCAUAGAAUCAACAAUGCCCCCUGGUCAUCAAAAGCGAGGUUUUUCCUGUACUUGGCAGAGCAGAGUGUGUGUGUGUUUGUGUGUUGUGUGUGUGUUGUUUGGUGAGAAUGAUGAGAGCUGAGCAUUGUGAAAAUACAGGUGGGGGUGGGGUAACAGGGCUGGGUAGGGGUCCAGGGCACUUAGAUUGCCUUAUUGUCCAGGCUUAGAUGCCUCUUACCCAGAGCCAUCAGUGUAGUUCCAGCCUUUCUGCUUACUCCUGAGAAGAUAAAUUGGGAUCCUGCAGUCUGGAUUCCUAGAAGGAGAUGGAAAGCCCAGCCAUAUGCCCCAGUUUGACUUGACCAGUAGUAAAAUUGGCACUACAAUUUCAUCCCUUUUUACCUCCUUGAAUGUCUUCAAUUCAUCAAGGGUCUAUAAAGAAGGAGAGGUACAAGAUAUAUGGAACCCAAAUCUCAAAACAAUGAUUUAGUGAAUUUUCCAUGAACUUUAAAUAGUGAUUGCUUCAAAAUUUCCAAGAACCAUACUCUCCCUCCAACUGCUGUGUGUGUGUAUAAAUGCACACUAUUUUAACCUAAAAUGGUGCCCUGUGGCUGCCAUUCUCUAACUCUUGCAUACUUAGACAUUUAUUCUUGGCCAAAUUAAACCUCAUCAUUUCCAAAGAUAUAAAUGCCAUGCAUGAAGAAGUUAGAUCCUGCAAGUCUCAGGAGGGCUGAGAUAGUUUGUCUUAUGCCUAUAGCUGUAUAUGUCCCACCAGCAGGUGUUUGUUUCAUUAGGUGCCAUUUCCAGCCAAAUGUUCUCAUUCUUCACAUCUUCAAUGUUGAGUAGCAAACAGAAGAACAUCCUUCUUAGCAUAAUCUUGCUUCACUGGACUGAUGGCGAACUCAAAAUACCUCUUGUUUCUUGUGAAAGAUUUGCCUUUUGUAAACAAUAUAAGAUUACUUUCGGUCAACCACCCUAUCUGAGUUUAUAGCAUCCUGGGCUGCUAUAGUAAAGGAUCAUAAACUGGGAGGCUUGUAAAUAAAUUUAUUUCUUACAGUUUUGGAAGCUGGGAACUCCAAAAUCAAGGCUAAUUUGGUGUCUGGUGAGGGCCUACUUGCUGGCUCACAUGCGAUGCCUGUUUGCUGUGUGCUCACACAGUAAAAGGGAUGAACGGUCCCUCCUGGGCCACUUUCAAAAGGACACUAAUCUUACUCAUGAGGGCUCUGUGACCACCAUCUAAUCACCACCCAAAGCCCCCACUUUCUAACACCAUGGGAGUUCAGAUUUCAGCAUGAGUUUUGGAGGGAUAUAGACAUUUAGACCAUAGCACACACAUUCUUAAUGAACUUCUGAAUGCCAACAUUAAAUUUUCUUCAACACCAUUCUACACAACCACUGAGCUAAUUUACAGAGCUCUGAAAUGUUUAGACCCUUGUAACUACCUUAGCAAUGUUCUGAAGCUGGUUUUUCUAAAUAUAUCACAGAGGUCUAACAUAGUUGAAAUUCAAAUUGUCUGGAUGGAAGCUGAAAGUGCUUGCAGAGAUUUCUGGUGGGAGUACUGGAAUCUCAAGAAUAGUAUUUCCCUACACCUUUUUUAGUCCUGAUUGACACCUCUCAAUCAAACUACAAAAGAGCCUUGACCUGCCGUUAAAAGUAAUAAUAAGCAGAAUAUCAUUGCCAAAGAUAUUAUAGGUGUUUAAAAGCAAGAUAAGACUUCUUAAAGGACUCAAAAGCAUUUGCUUGUAAUCUAUGUUUUUUUAGCCCAAAGCCAAAACAAAAAAUAACGCCUUUGUGUCAAAUGGUUUUCUGGGCACUUCCACCUAUGUCUCAACCUUUGGAGGUAUAAUGUAUACAUGCAUGGUUUCUCAAUUUUUCAGUGGCACAGAUACUUGAGACAUAUAAAUUGGAUGAUCACCGAGAUAUUGUGGUAAAUAUCUGGGCUUAGAAUCAAAGGAGCCUGGGUUCAAACCUCAGCUUCAAAUCAAACAAGCUAAAUUCUUUGGCUGAGUAAACCAAAACACCUCCAUCCAGACCCCACGUCCAAAUUUCAACAUGAAAUUUGGAGAGGAUAAAUAUCCAAAUUAUUUCAGUGCAUUCAUCUGGAAACUAAGAAUAAUAAUGCUCACUUUGCAAAUUUGUGGGAAGUAAAUGGCACAGGCAAAAUAUUGUUCUUUUCUUCUCUUACUCUGAGUUUUGCUUUCUUCUACUUGAACUUUACCACUCUACUGUUAAAAGCCUUGAAUUUUGCCAUUUUAUUCUAUUUAAUAAACUUAAUAAAUCUAGAUAA
This is a messenger RNA of Cercocebus atys (sooty mangabey), 15819 nucleotides long. RefSeq names its product GPRIN family member 3 (gene GPRIN3). The transcript has 3 exons. Lineage: Eukaryota; Metazoa; Chordata; Mammalia; Primates; Cercopithecidae. Bases 2164 to 4494 code for a protein of 776 amino acids. The record is from RefSeq and is a predicted model, not a curated record. Gene Ontology annotation, biological process: neuron projection development. Gene Ontology annotation, cellular component: plasma membrane.